This is a messenger RNA of Drosophila ficusphila, 291 nucleotides long. RefSeq lists its product as uncharacterized. NCBI's taxonomy places the organism in Eukaryota, Metazoa, Arthropoda, Insecta, Diptera, Drosophilidae. The coding region runs from base 1 to 291 and encodes 96 amino acids. The record is from RefSeq and is a predicted model, not a curated record. The transcript has 3 exons.
AUGGCCGCUUUUAAUGGCAUUGAAAAUGGUCGCACGCGAAGAUCCAAUGAUGACCAAAUGCCGGUGGGCGGUGGAUGGUGGGUGGUGGAUGGACCCUGUGUGCGCAUAUAUAUUUAUUCCAUGUACAUAUUCCUGCAUGGCGCAAAGGAGGAGGAGGAGGAGCAGAGGUUCGAGGAUACAGGACAAAGGGCGACUGCUGGCGUUUAUUGUCCUGCGGAUGGCGGAGCUCUGAAGCUCCGGAGAAACGUGGCAGGGCAAGUGACCCAGAAAUUACAAGUUGCCAGCGCAUAA